UAAAAACAAAAACAACCCUUUUCACUUUUUCUACUCCUCCUCUUCCUCCUUCCUCCCUCCUCUCCUCCUCCUAAGAUCUUUCCCCAACCUCUUUUUCUCUUCUGGCCAAAAACCCUAACAAAAAAAAAAACCCUUUUGAUCUUUCAAAACCCCUCAAUCAUUCCUGCAUUUGAGAUCCUUGGGAGGGGUCUUCAAACCCCGGGAUUAGAUUUAGUUUAGUUUAGUUUAGGUCAGUGGUUUCAAAAUUGAAUGUGGGUUUGGUUUUGAGAAGAGGAGGAAGAGAUGUAUAAGAACCAGCUGCAAGAGCUGGCACAAAGAAGUUGUUUUAAUCUACCAUCAUAUUCAUGUAUAAGAGAAGGUCCUGAUCAUGCACCUAGAUUUAAAGCUACUGUUAACUUUAAUAAUGAGAUCUUUGAAAGCCCUAAUUUUUGUACUACCCUAAGACAAGCUGAACAUUCUGCUGCUGAAGUUGCACUUAAUUCUCUUUCUCAUAGAGGUCCUUCUCAUUCUUUAGCUGCAAGGAUCUUGGAUGAGACGGGUGUUUACAAAAACUUAUUACAAGAAAUAGCACAAAGAGUUGGUGCUCCGCUACCAACAUAUACACCCUUCAGGUCUGGGCUUGGACACUUACCUGUAUUUACGUGCAAUGUGGAGCUUGCUGGAAUUAUAUUUACAGGUGAACCAGCGAAAAACAAGAAGCAGGCGGAGAAGAAUGCCGCCAUGGCAGCGUGGUCGGCUUUAAAACAAUUGGCACAACAAGCUGCAAGCUCGUCAUCAGAAGCAGAGACCAACGAUGAGCAAGAACAGAUCACCAUAGCCCGAGCAUUAUUAAAUUACCGCUUGAAAGAAAAACUAGCAAUGGCAGACUCUCCUACUGGUCAAUCACCCUUCCCUAGAAAAUUUCCGAUGCAAAAUUUGAGACCUUCUACUGCACAGCCUCCUCUCACCACCUCAAGAAUACUACCCUUGAUCCGUCCCAAAUCAGCUCCACGAAAUAGACCAGUGCACACUGUGCCUACUGAUCCCCAAACAGCAAGGUGCCAACCAACUGAAAGUCGUGGGGUCCGGCCACAAAUGUUUCCUGCAGCAGGUGCUGCACCUUAUAUUCCUAUGCGCCAUUUCAGGCCAUCAUAUCAUGGAAUGGCUCCACCAGUGACAAUGAGGACAUCAAUUCCAUGUUUCUCUGCUCCUCCAAUUCCUCAAGCUCACCGCCAUCCUCCACUGAUGGGCCCACCACCUGUUUGUGUCAGACAGACCGUGCCUGUAUUCGCUGCUCCAUCUGUUCGGAGAGAGGAACCACCAAUUUUCACGGUCCCUCCUCCACAAUUGAAAACGCUGCCUGCUCAAAUAGAGGAACCAUCAAUUUUUGCAGUUGUUCACCACAAGCCAAGACCAAUUGUUUCAAUAGAGGAAUCAACAGUUUCACCACUUCCGUUCCAACCAGCGAAGUUACAAGACCAGGUUGAAGACCCACCAGCGAAGUCUCAAGCCCCAGUCCAGGAAAAACCAUCCAGUACACAAGCACAGGUUGAGGUUCUAACAACGUCUUUAGUUCCUACGCCACCAGCGAAGUCUCAAGCCCCAGUCCAGGAAAAACCACCGGCACAGCUUGAGGUCCCAACGUCUUUAGUUCCUAUGCCACUGCCAUCAAACUCAGCGGUUAAUGUAGAAGAGAGUGCAAAGAGUAGAACGGAUGACCUGCAAGAAUCUGCAACAGUGCAGGACUUGAAACACCUUAAAAUCUGAUUUCACUGUGGAAGCUCCUUUUUUGGUCCUGUCAUGAACUUUUUGUUUAGGUUACAUUUGGCAGAUAUUUCGGAUACUAAGCAAUAGCAGGUUUAGCUGCAGCUGCUCUACUGAACUCUUAGAUUGUAUGUCAUCAGUAAAGUAUUAUAAGUAUUAUUCUCGGAAUCCA
Molecule: messenger RNA, 1915 nt
Organism: Papaver somniferum (opium poppy)
Lineage: Eukaryota; Viridiplantae; Streptophyta; Magnoliopsida; Ranunculales; Papaveraceae
Product: double-stranded RNA-binding protein 2-like
Exons: 3
Coding region: 283-1746 (487 amino acids)
Molecular function (GO): double-stranded RNA binding
Source: RefSeq, a predicted model, not a curated record